UACAAAAGAAUAUAAAGAGAUUUGAAACGCCAUCGCCAUCUUUGUUUACAAGGCAAUCAGACUCAGUGUGGCGGCGAGGAUGAGGCAAGGGACAGCCAGGCCGCCCGCUGCUGCCACCCCUGCUUAGCCCACGCCACCCGUAUCACACGCCCACUAUGUCUUUGGACGGCCAGCUGGAGGGGGGCCAGCAGAACCCCACGGAGGCCCAGCAGAGCCUCAACAGUUUCUGGCCCAAGGUCACCGAAGACAUCCGACAGCUCACACAGAGUGACCUGCGGCAGCAAGAGCUCCCCCUGGCUAGGAUAAAGAGGAUAAUGAAAUUGGAUGAUGAAGUGAAGAUGAUCAGUGCCGAGGCACCAGUCUUGUUCAGCAAGGCAGCAGAAAUAUUCAUCACUGAACUCACUCUCCGUGCCUGGAUACACACUGAAGACAAUAAGCGGAGAACUUUACAGAGAAAUGACAUUGCCAUGGCCAUCACCAAGUAUGACCAGUUUGAUUUUCUCAUUGACAUUGUGCCAAGAGACGAACUUAAGCCCACGAAGAGUCGAGAUGAUGGAAACCGUACUGGAGUCCCCGCAGACCAGCAUUAUUUCCAGAUAGCUCAGCACUACCAGGCUGUACUGCAGCAGUCAACAGCCAACAACAGUAACAGCAGCUCUCAGACUGUGCAGCCGACCAAUGUUCAACCACAGACAAUUCAGAUUGUGCAUGCUGGCGGGCAGACACCUUCUGUUCAGUCAUCUGGCACCACAACAGCAUCCACCACACAACCUCAGCAACAAGGUCCUCAGAUCAUUCAACUGCAGGCACAGAGUCAGCCGCAGCAGAACCAGGCCCAAGCGCAGCAGUCACAGCAGACCUCAGGCGGCAUCCAGAUCAUCCAGCAGAUCAUUGGCCCCGACGGACAGAUCCAACAGAUACCAAUCCAGUUGACGCCCCAGCAACUUCAAAUGAUAAAGCUGCAGAUGUCAGGAGCCACGCAGCAGCCCAUCAUCAUCCAGACGGCUCCCAUCCAGGCCGUCAGCCAGCAGCCCCAGACGGUGGUCACAUCACAGCCACAGAUCAUUCAACUUCAACAGGGUGGAGGACAACCAGUUUACAUCACACAGAGCCAGACUCAGCAGCAGUAGCCUUGCUGUGUGCCACAUGGCAUGUGACAGAGCCACCAAUCUUUGGAUCUAAUGACAACAGACUCUCCAUACAUUCUUGAUCUUUAGAAGAUGAAAAGAAAGAAAAAGUACAAGGUUUCUAUGCCCGGUGUAGGAUGGAGUUAAUUUCAUUCCAAGUGGCCUUCAUCAUUAUAUAUAUUUUAUGCAUCAGUCGGACUCAGACUUUGAUUCAUAGUGGAGGCUCAUGAGGCACCUUCAGUUCUCAGAGGAUGAUAAGGUGUAGAGGCUGCCUUGGUUUCUAACUUGCAUCAUCAUCUGUGUCUGGGACAUGAUAUUAUUUGAACUUCACAGCACAGACUUUAUGUUGGUGUUGGUCAGCAGUGCACACACUGCUUCGGAUGAAACUACUUCAUUUGUAAGGAAGAGUGAUGGCAUGGUACAACACUUAAUACUUUUCUGAUUGAUUUGUGUGUCAGUAUAGAAAUAGAGAUUGGAUGCACGUGUUUGUGUAAUUUAUGCAAUAUAUAUUUUCUGACAUGAUUAGAUUCAUAUCAAAUAAAACUGUAUGUAUAUAAGAAUGUAAAAUAAGUCUUUCUUGUUCCUCAUCCUUGUCAUAAUGGUGAUUCCCUCUUUUAUCAUUUUGUAAAUUACAUCCCAAGCAAUAAACUUAGUGUUUUUA
Molecule: messenger RNA, 1788 nt
Organism: Portunus trituberculatus (swimming crab)
Lineage: Eukaryota; Metazoa; Arthropoda; Malacostraca; Decapoda; Portunidae
Product: nuclear transcription factor Y subunit gamma-like
Exons: 8
Coding region: 156-1130 (324 amino acids)
Biological process (GO): regulation of DNA-templated transcription
Cellular component (GO): CCAAT-binding factor complex; nucleus
Molecular function (GO): DNA binding; protein heterodimerization activity; DNA-binding transcription activator activity, RNA polymerase II-specific
Source: RefSeq, a predicted model, not a curated record